Messenger RNA from Aspergillus pseudotamarii, 1182 nucleotides. RefSeq lists its product as uncharacterized. The coding region runs from base 1 to 1182 and encodes 393 amino acids. NCBI's taxonomy places the organism in Eukaryota, Fungi, Ascomycota, Eurotiomycetes, Eurotiales, Aspergillaceae. The record is from RefSeq and is a predicted model, not a curated record. The transcript is spliced from 3 exons.
AUGGCCAGGCCUUGCAACAACUGCGGCGGUCCGCGCGCCGAAGACGUUCCUGACGACAUCGAGUUUUGCGAAAAGUGUACCACGAGCAAUGCACCAGUCGCGUCGUUUGAUCCCCACGCUGGGUCACCAACUGAAUCUAAUACCCUGGUGCCAGCCGCUCAGUCUGGUAGUUCCGAGAGAGGUGAUAGUCAUUCCGGACAAGAGAAGGAAGCUGCUGAUCCCGAUGAACCCAUUCUCGUUCCUGAUCCUGGGAUGGUCCCGGUGGGCUGUAGUCCAUCCCAGAUUGAAACGGCUACCGGCGCCGCUGAGCCGAUGCCGACAGCUCAGUCAGACAAGGCUUUGAGGGGUGGCAAUCGUCUUAAGCGCAAAGCGUCGGCUUUAGGUGUCGGAGAACCAAUUCUAGCUGCUGAGCCCGAUAAUCGUGUGGAGGGUACUGGUCACAAGGGUACUUCAAAUGUUGAACAGAGGCAAGAUCCUUCUUCGCAUGAGCAAAAGGUCAGCGCACCGGCACCGAAUCCGGCUAAGAAGGUUAAGAUGGAGCCGGCAUGUGGUUCCUGUAGAAAAUCCAAGGUUCGAUGUACGCACCGCAAGCCCGUCGUGAACCCAAGAGAAGAUGCCUUUCAGCCAGAAGCACAGAGACCUAUUCAGCCUAAGGAAAGUGACCAACCUGCACAACUCGAUCCUACACAGGACGAUCCGGAAGAGGCGGCAUCCUCAAAAAGAGAAGGCAUUAGCCCCAAGAGCCAAGCAGCAGAUACACCAAUUGGUAAAAUCCCUCCAAAGCCGAGGGGUAGACCUCGAAAGCAUCCUAAGGAGGUCCAAGCCAUAGUUAAUGAGGGAAAAGCUGUAGAGGAACCGGAAUCCCCACCUCAGCGACCCAGACGUGGGCGUAAGCCUGCCCAGCGCAUCGGAACCAGUGCUGAAGGUAAGAGUGGUCAGGCCACUGCCCCCGAGCCAGCAGCUGCAGCAGUUCCGGCUGAAACAAUGGCAGCAAAUCUCUCGAUCGCGUCGAACAUGGCUCUAAACAAUAUCCUGGCAGAAGAUUUCCAGGAGACUGUGCGUGAAUGUGAAGUGAAGUGGCAGGCGGUGUCGGACUCUUUUGAAGAAGCUAUGGACUCCUUCCAUGAAGCCAAACGGAAAAUAGAUACUUGGCUUGGGAUGUGGAGGAGGGGGGAAGUCUAG